CAUCAGUCAAAUUCUAGUUAAGAGUAGUGAAAGUUGUAGUGUGGCCCCAAAAUGGCGUCGAAAGUAUUAAUUCUAUUACUAUUAUUCGCUACCCUUCAAAAUGUCACCCCUGCAAGAAUCUUGGCGAUCGUCCCAACUGCUUCCUACAGUCACCAAAUGUUCUUCCAACAAAUCUGGCGUGAGUUAGCCCUGCGGGGUCAUGAUAUGGUUGUGAUAACAUCAGAUCCCACCGAGGAGAAACUCCCAAACUUCAAAGAAAUCAGUAUUAAGGAGAACUAUGGUCCAUUCAGAAAGAUGAUGGCUGAAUUCAUCAAGCAAAACAUAUUUAAAUUCCUCCUGGAUGAUAAGAUGACCAAAAUGAGCAUGGAUAUUAUUCAUCAUCAGGUGUCUCUACCUCAGGUCAAAGAGGUCUUUGAAAAUAAAACGGAGCACUUUGACCUUGUGAUGAUUGAACAUUUCCCUGGUGUUUAUUAUGGUUUGAAACACAAGUACAACUGUCCUUUGAUUGGGAUAGCUUCCCUGGAUGCUUUUGGAAGAUCCCAUGAAAUAAUGGGUAACCCAGUUCAUAGUGUGCUAUAUCCCAUGUCUUUGUUACCCUAUCAGGAAAAUUUGACCUUUUUCAAAGAGUGAGCAUUGGCGUUGAAAGGUUUAUUAUUACGUAUGCAGGAUAACAAUAUGAAGAUGGUUGAUGACUUGGCAAAGGAAAUUUAUGGAGAUGAUGUGCCUAGUAUGGAUGAGUUGUUUGAUCAAACGGAUAUGUUGUUUGUGAAUGCUAACCCUAUUUUCACGGCGGUUAGACCUUUCACUCCUAGUACAAUUAAUCUAGCUGGUGGGGUUCAUAUGAAGAAACCUAAACCUUUACCGAAGGACUGGCAGGAUUAUUUGGAUUCUGCUCCAAAUGGGGCGAUUUACUUCAGUUUGGGUACCAAUGUCAAAACUAAGGAUUUGUCUACAGAAAUGCUUCAAACCUUUAUGGAUGCGUUAUCCCAGUUACCCUAUAAAGUUUUAUGGAAGUUUGAAGAUGAUACACUUCCGGGAAAACCGGAAAAUGUGAAGAUUACUAAGUGGGCACCUCAACAAGAUGUUUUACGUCAUCCCAAUGUUAAAUUGUUCAUAACCCAAGGAGGAAUUCAAUCCCUGGAAGAAUCUUUAUACUCCCAUGUACCUAUGGUAGUAUUACCCUUCCUGGGUGAUCAGGAAGCAAAUGCUGUGAAGGUCAAAGCUAAAGGUUUGGGUGUGACAUUGAAUCGCCAUGCUUUAACAAUGGAGGACUUCAAGGCGGCCAUUUUGGAAGUGAUGGAUAAUAAAGUAUACCGUGAAAAUGUCAAACGUUUAGCUGAAAGAAUCCAGGAUGAACCUAUGACACCACUGGAGAAGGCUAUCUGGUGGACGGAGUAUGUUAUCAGACACAAAGGGGCCCAACAUUUGAAAGGACCAAGGAUUCCGGUGUGGCAGUAUUACUAUUUUGAUGUUUUGGCGUUUUUGGGAGGAAUUUUACUAUUGCUUUUGGGAGUAUUAUAUGGGAUUGUUAAGUUGUUGAUCAAAGGUGUUAGGAAAUUGAAGGGUAAAUGUUGUAAGGUUGAUGAAAAGAAGAAGAAAAGUAAAAAGGAAUAGGUUGAUGUGAUUUAAGUGAUUUUGUAUGAAUAAAUAAAUAAAAAGCAAUAGUAAGAUAUAAA
Messenger RNA from Dalotia coriaria, 1676 nucleotides. RefSeq names its product UDP-glycosyltransferase UGT4-like. The record is from RefSeq and is a predicted model, not a curated record. NCBI's taxonomy places the organism in Eukaryota, Metazoa, Arthropoda, Insecta, Coleoptera, Staphylinidae. Gene Ontology annotation, molecular function: UDP-glycosyltransferase activity.